UGCAUGUGUUUGUGUUUAAUGGCGAUUUGUGAAGUGUCUGUGGAUUGUGUACACUACGUUCUAUUUGCAAUUAAUUGAAGAAAGUUAAAAUUUUGCAACUAAUAAAAGAUAAUUAGUGGUCUUAAAAUGCGUUCGGUCGUAGAAAUAGGUGCUAGUGUUCCAGCUUUUCUUGGGAAAUUAUGGAAAUUGGUAAAUGAUACGGAGACUAAUCAUUUGAUUUCAUGGAGCCCUGGAGGCAAAACAUUUGUAAUAAAAAAUCAAGCAGAAUUUGCUCGAGAACUUUUACCCCUAUAUUAUAAACAUAAUAAUAUGGCUAGCUUUAUACGGCAAUUGAAUAUGUAUGGAUUUCAUAAAAUUACUUCCGUCGAGACUGGUGGACUGCGUUAUGAAAAAGAUGAGAUUGAAUUUUCUCAUCCCUGUUUCAUGAAGGGGCAUGCAUAUCUUUUAGAGCACAUUAAGAGAAAAAUUGCCAAUCCUAAGACUUUAGUGACAAGUAAUGAGAGUGGCGAAAAGAUUCUUAUUAAACCAGAGUUGAUGAACAAGGUAUUAGCCGACGUAAAGCAAAUGAAAGGUAAACAAGAAAGUCUUGAUGCAAAAUUUAGUGCUAUGAAACAAGAAAAUGAAGCGUUAUGGCGGGAAGUAGCGAUUCUUAGACAGAAACAUAUAAAGCAGCAACAGAUUGUAAAUAAUCUUAUACAAUUCCUGAUGUCCUUAGUUCAACCGACGAGACCACCUAACUGCGGCGGUAAUAAUGUUGGUGUCAAAAGGCCUUAUCAACUCAUGAUUAAUAAUGCGGCACAUAAUUCUUCAACGGAUACAUCCCACCCUAGUAAAUCAAAGAACUUUAAAUUUGAUAAGGAAACUGUACCAGAUGAUUUAAAUGAAGACAAUUUGGAAGAUGGGCCCACCAUCCACGAGUUAGCUUAUGAUGACAUUCUACAUAAUGAAACGUCUCAAGAUACAUUGGAACCUUCUAAUUUCGUGACAGUAGAGUUGCCUCCUGGUGGAUCUGAAUUCUUUAGAGUACAAGUGCCUACAAGCGCAUCUAGUGUCAGUCCAGAUCCUACAGCAUCUUCGGAAUAUCAGGUUACAAUGGAGGACGGAGAAGAAACUUCUGCAGAUGGACCAAGAUCAAUGAGGUUUUAUCCUAUUUGUCGUACUAAUGGUACACUACCAACACCUGAAACUCCUGCAGCUGUAUCUCCUACAGUUCCUAUCACCACAGAACAAAUUGUGAGCAAUUUAAUGGCUUCCCCGGGUACUUCUAAAACAAAAUCCCGCACUAGUGGUAAUAAAAGUUCAAUCCUAAACAACAAGAGUUCAACACUAAAUAACAAAAGUGUAUUAAACACCUCUGACUUUAAUACAAUGAAUCCAUCAGCUGAUUUAAGACUACCUGCUGAGAUAUUUGCGAGCGAUGACUCUGUUAGUGAUGCUGGUGUAGCAUCAACUGAAGACUACAGUAUACAGAAUGUUUUACAAGAUCAAAUUAUUUCUACGGAGCUUCGUGAUCCUGUUGCUAAAGACAAGAUGCUUGGUGGAAUUAAUAUCAAACUGGAAAAGCCUGUACCCACAUCUAAGACAGAUUCAAAGAAAACAAAGAAAGUUGUCAAAAAUAAUGAUCUCAGUUUAAAUUUAGCUGACAUUAAGACAGAACUUCAGGAUGAUAUAGACUGGAACAAUAUGUCCUUGGCUACAGUGAAUAAUACCAACGUAAAUAGGUUUCAGAACCGGAAUAGGAGAGAUAACGUCGUCAAAAGUAGAGAAGAAUUUGCUUCUCUAUUUGGAACAAAUCCAAACAAGAACGAUAUCGAUGAUCAUUUGGAAAAUAUGCAGUCGGAUCUUGAUUCACUCAGGGAACUUCUGCGAACAGAUUCUUACGCCCUUGACACCAAUACUUUGAUGGGGAUGAACGAAUCAAACAUGGCGACACACCUCUUUCAACCUCACAGUCUACAACUUUUUGGCUCCGAAGAUCCAUUCUAUGGCCUCUCUUACAAUAGUAUGGAUGAUAGGGCGAAAACGUCGAAUGGUGUUGAAGGGAAUCAGCUAAUGUCAUAUACGGGGAAUAUUCCAGACUUUGAGCUAAUAUCCAUACCGGAGUUGGAGCCAGAUAACUCUCAAGACGCAUGUAUGUCGCCCCCCAGUACCACACUCAACACGCCCCAGGUGCAAGUCAAUUCGCCCAUGGAUGUGUUACGGCCAUGAGAUAAAAACAGAUAGGAAGAACAAACAUAUCACAGGAAGAAACGCUCUAAAAUAAAAGAGCGCAGCUGUGAUUAACAUAAGGGACAUCUAAAAUUGCUUUAAAGUGUGCAAAACUGUUUCGGCAAUACUGCUCAUUAGAAAUUAAUACAAAAUUUAUAUAUUUGUUAUUUUGUAUAAAUAAGGAUGACUGUUAAUGUAUAGAUGUACAGUUUUAAAAUAUUAUGUUGAUGAUUACUUAAAAUACUUAUAUGAUUUCCAAAUGUAAAAUGUAAGAGAACAGUUAUGAUUAGAAUAGUGUUAAAUUUAUUUUAUUUAAACGCGAAUUAUUUAUACGUAGAUGUCUUUGUAAAAAGAGAACUUCGUUCCAAAAAACGUUAAUUUGGAUCCUAUGGCAUACUUGUAGUGGUAUUCCUCUUUCAAAGGUGCUCUUAAGUGAAAUUUGUGUCCUCCAGUGAUAUUCAGGUUUUAUUUCGAAAUAUUAUAUAAUAAUAAUAUUUUAAUUAUUGUAACCAAUUUAGUUAAUAAUUUUUAUGUGUCUUUUAUAUGCAUUCUCAAUCCUAAUAUCCUCACCUGCAUAAAUACCACAAUUGCAGUAUCGCACUCAGAAACGGCAUUUAGAUUUGGACAAUAGACCUGAAUAUCAGUCCCCUACCAUACAUUGUCAGAAGGCUGUUUUUUUCCCAGAUUCAUGGUGUAUUUUUAUAGAUUUCACUUUUACGAGUUUAUGUGAUUAUAGAUGGAAUCUCAAUUAGGUCAUUUUUGUGUCCCGCGAAUUUCCUGAUUUUGCGGCCCGGAGUUAAGUUGUGAAACUUUUUUAGUUUCUUAUGUAUUUGGGAAUAAUGCAGGUUAACAUUAAAAGAAUAAAAGAUAUAUAACUAAGACCUAUCGAUCGUAGAGCAAAUCAGGCACGAAUGUAGCACAAAGAGCGACCGAAAGAGAUUUAAUUUUACUGGUAGCAGUGGUAACGUAAAUCUAAUGAAACCCAAAAAUAUUGAUCUCAUUUGGUGUCAUCAUAAGAUGUACAAGUUUUCAAGAUAAACUCUUUACAAUCACACAUUGUAACAAGCAAGAUCAAAUAUUUAAUGGACUGUUGUACCAUAGCUCUUAGUUCCUAAUCCGACCACGGGACGUAGUUUUCAUUGAUUAACAAUUUCAUUAUUUUAAUAACUGUACCUGUUGGUGCCCUUAAUCCCAUUAAUGUGGGCGUGAUAUGUGUGAUCACAGGCAGAUCUAGUUAAUACAUAGAUAUUACAAAUUAUCCACAAUUCGUAGGCAUAAUUUAAUAACUAACGAAUUUGUGCGUCAAUGAAAACAGCGUCUAAGGCAUAGUUACUGUAAAAAUGUCGUUUGUUUUAAUUUUUUUUGAAUAAAAGUGGAUGAAUAUUUCUGAUAAUAAGACUUUAACAUUCGACUUUGAUUGGACAGAGCUGUUAAGUAUGUAAUAUGCAUUUUUCAAUACCUAUCAAGAUUUAUUGUGGAUUAUGUUUGUUAUUGUUAAUCGCGAUGAACGCUAGAUAAAAUAGCAUAAUUUUAAACAUCUAUUUUAUAGACCAGCAAUUUUAAUUGUACACUCUUUACAAUUAAAAUAUCUUUCAUCACAUUUAGGCUGUAAUUGGACGCUUUCGGUGCCUUAAAGCCAACCAAAGUUUUAUAUCACUAGAUUAGUAAAUUCAUAAUAUAAAAAGAACUGAAAACCGCACUCGGUAUUAAUAUAACGAAAAUGUAAUUAAUUCACAGUAACAUCCUUCGAUAGUACAUAGUCAGCAUAGUUUGAAUGAAAUGCUAAAUUAAUAAAAUUGAGUUGCAAAUUAUAUAUGUGCAAUUGGUAAGUUAUUAUAUUGGAUAUACAGAAAAUAGGUAUUUAUUGAAAUAUUUAUGGCGCGAUUUGGUUUUUAGUUACCUAUUUUUUACUGGUGGCAAAGGCGUACCUUUGCAUACUUACAUACCUAAGUACCUAUCUAUGUUAUGUAUCUGACGCUGAUUGUAUUAACGUUAGUUUAUGUAAUUAAAUUAUGUAUUAUUUAUCAUUUAAAAUGGGAUAUUUUACCAAUUUCCUUGUAUAAAGUAUAUAUAAGUUAAAAACUACUGCAGGGGAGGGUUUUUAAUUGGCCUUGGGCUCGUUAUUAACAAGUCAUAGACGAAGCCGGCAUUGCUAAGCAAGCUCGUGUUUAUUUUUUUGUUGUUGAAUAAUUUAGUCUUCAGUAGAAAUGUUUCAAUUAAAAUGCAUUUCUGUAUUGCAGCAGUUUAAUUGAAAGGCGGGUUGGUAUUUAACUCUCCACCUGUCGUGAGGUUUCCGUUCGUGUGCUGCCCACAUCCCACCAUUUCAUACAUAUUUUUACAUUCUGCAUGGGUGAUAUCGACGUCUAUCAUGAUAAAAAAAAUGGAUGAAAUGAAGGUGGACUAGGCAGGCAAUUUACAACAUUCGACAAAAUGUAUCUCUUUUACAUAAUGUGAUCUAUGUCUAAAUGCAGAGCACUCUGCAUUGUUUUCAUUUCUAUCAGAGAUAAGUAUUGUGUAUCUAUAAAAUAGUAAAUCCCUUCGUUGGUUCAAACCACGAUUGAAAAUCCGCAUGAUUAGAAAAAGUCCAUUGGUUGCGGGGCUGGAAAUACGGCUCCUGCUGUUUACUUGUAAAGCCCCAGAGGUAAUUUAUAUCCUAAUUAAAUAAUCCAUUUCACAACACGUUUUUAAUGUUACUAGAAAUAGUCUAGAAGUUUGGAGAUAUCCGCCUGACAUCUGCAAAAUCUACAAAAUAUGCUUGAUAAAUUCAGUAUAUUAAUGGAUUACAACCGGGGAAAAUAUUUCAGGAUUGACUGAUUGGGUUUCUCGAUAUAUCCUUCGACGUUAAAAAUUAAAAUUUAAAGCAUCUGCCAGACAAUCCCUAAAACAAUAUUGCCUUUUUUGUUUUGAUAAUGGCAUUUUAUUUAAGUACUUUGACCAUAUCUUACCUUUUUGCUGAUAAUAAUUAUUAUCACUAUUAUUCAUUAACUAAUUAUUUUUACAUUAAAUCUACCUAACAUUAAUAGCCAUUGUAUAUAACAUAAUUCAGAAUCAUACUAUUAUGAACAAAGUUGUUAGUGUGUAGAAAGUAUAUAAGAGUAUACAUGGAUAUUUAAUUGUAAGUUAUUCAUAA
Molecule: messenger RNA, 5338 nt
Organism: Chilo suppressalis (striped riceborer)
Lineage: Eukaryota; Metazoa; Arthropoda; Insecta; Lepidoptera; Crambidae
Source: the annotation of a GenBank genome assembly